AUGGCUGUGCAAGACCCAGCCUCAGACUGCCUGCAUGGAAAGAAGCAGCUGCCAGCUUUCACCUGGGAGGUGAGGGCCAACGACCGAAACUACCACAUGCAGUUCAAGAAGAAAUUUGCCUUCUGUCUGACCAAGAAGAAGUAUGCGGGCAAUGCCAUUAAGACAGCCAAGUACAACAUCUUUACCUUCCUGCCGCUGAACCUCUACGAGCAGUUCCACCGAAUGGCCAACGUCUACUUCGUCUUUGUCAUCCUCUUACAGACCUUCCCUGAGAUUGCCACGCUGCCCUGGUACACUCUGCUGUUCCCCCUGAGCUGCCUUCUCACCAUCCGGGGUCUACGAGACCUGAUCGAUGACAUUGGCCGUCAUCAAAGUGACAGAAACAUCAACAGCAGACCAUGUGAAAUCCUGUCUGGGAAGAGCUUCCGCUGGCAGAAAUGGCGCGACAUCUGCGUUGGGGACAUUGUCCGCCUGCGUAAGGAGAGCUUCGUCCCGGCCGACAUGCUCUUGCUGUGCAGCUCGGAGCCCAGCAGCCUGUGCUACGUGGAGACUGCCGACAUCGAUGGGGAAACGAACCUGAAGUUCAGACAAGCCCUUCUGGUCACCCACCAGGAGCUGGUGAGCGAGGAGAGCAUGGCCACCUUUGAUGGGAGAGUGACCUGCGAGGAGCCCAACAGCCGCAUGCACAGCUUCACCGGCACGCUGGAGUGGAGGGGUGAGACCUACUCGCUCAACAGCGAAAGGAUCUUGCUGCGAGGCUGCAAGCUUCGCAACACUGACGUUUGCUACGGCUUGGUUAUCUACGCAGGAUUUGAUUCCAAAAUUAUGAGGAACUGUGGAAAGAUCAAGCGGAAGAAAACCAAGCUGGACCGCAUGAUGGACCGGCUGGUGAUCAUAAUCUUCCUGCUGCUGUUGGUCACGUCGCUGUGCCUCGCCGUUGCCUCUGGGUUCUGGGCCAGGACGUUCCAGGAGAAGCACAGCUACCUCUCUGCUCUCUACAAGCACACGACCCCUGCCCAGCAGGCCUUCUUCAACUUCUGGGGCUUCACGAUCCUCCUGAGCAUCAUCAUACCCAUGUCCAUGUAUAUAACGUUUGAAUUCAUCUAUCUGGUGAACAGCUUUUUUAUCAACUGGGAUCUGGAAAUGUAUUAUGCUGUCAAGGACAUUCCAGCAAAAGCCAGAAGCACCAGCCUCAAUGAUCAGCUUGGCCAGAUCGAAUAUAUCUUCUCGGACAAGACUGGCACCUUGACACAAAACAUUAUGAGCUUCAAGAAAUGCUGUAUCAAUGGGACCAUCUACGGUACAGGCACAGGCCGUGAGAACAAACAGCCACCGGGGUCGGGGUUGACCUGGAACCACCGCGGGGAGAAGAAGAUGGACUGUUGCGAUGCGACGCUGCUGGAAGCCGCCUGGCGGGACAGCGACCCCGUGCUGAGGGAGUUCCUGAGGCUGCUGGCCCUCUGCCACACUGUCAUGGUGGAGGACAAGGGCGACCAGCUGGUUUAUCAGGCAGCUUCACCAGACGAAGAAGCGCUGGUGUUGGCAGCCAGGAACCUGGGGUACGUCUUUCUGUCCCGAACGCAAGACACCAUCACCAUCAGUGAGCUGGGGAAGAAGAGGACGUACAAAGUGCUGGCCAUGCUGGACUUCAACAGCGAUCGCAAGAGGAUGUCUGUCCUGGUGCGAGACCCCCAGGGCACGAUCCGGCUCUACACCAAGGGGGCUGACACCGUCAUCCUGGAGAGACUGCAGAGGCGAGGGCCCAAUGAGACCUUCACCGAGAUGGCACUGGAUCGCUUUGCAGAGGAGACACUGAGGACUUUAUGCCUGGCCAGCAAGGAGGUGAGCGAGGUCGAGUACAGCGAGUGGAGCAGGAGGCACCACGAGGCCAGCGUCCUGCUGCAGGACCGCGCGCAGGAGCUGCACAAGCUGUAUGAGGAGAUGGAGCAGAACCUGCAGCUGCUUGGGGCCACGGCCAUUGAGGACAAGUUGCAAGAUGGAGUCCCUGAGACCAUCCAGCUGCUGAAACUGGGCAACAUUAAAGUGUGGGUACUGACAGGAGACAAACAAGAGACCGCAAUGAACAUUGGGUAUGCGUGCAAGCUGCUCACGGAGGACAUGGAGAUCCUGGAGGAGAAGGAGAUCAGUGGGUACCAGCUCCAUCUCCCUGCAGCUGGCUUUGAGAUGGCAAAGGCCAACUGUAGGUCUCAGUCGAAGGACAAAAUCCUCCACACGGGAGAGGUGCUGAAGGAGAAGAAGGGGCGGCUGUGGUGGCAGCUGGCUUGCUGCAGGGCUACAGACUCACAGGAGCAGGGCAGUCUGGUGGAGAAGGUGUUCGUGGACUUGGCCACCAGCUGCCAGGCGGUGAUCUGCUGCAGAGUGACUCCCAAGCAGAAAGCCCUCAUUGUGCAGCUGGUGAAGAAGCACAAGAAGGCCAUCACGCUGGCCAUCGGGGAUGGGGCCAAUGAUGUCAACAUGAUCAAAACUGCUGACAUCGGGGUGGGCAUCAGCGGGCUGGAGGGCAUGCAAGCCGUGCAGUGCAGUGACUACGCCCUGGCGCAGUUCUCUUACCUCCAGCGCCUCCUGUUCAUCCAUGGCCGCUGGGCAUAUCUGCGCAUCUGCAAGUUCCUCCGCUACUUCUUCUACAAGACCUUUGCUGGCCUCUUGGCCCAGGUCUGGUUCGCUUUCCACAGCGGAUUCACGGCUCAGCCUCUGUAUGAGGGCUGGUUCCUUGCACUCUACAACAUUUUCUACACCACCUACCCCGUGCUGUCCAUGGGCCUUCUGGAGCAGGACGUGAGUGCCAAGAAGAGCCUGGAGUUCCCUGAGCUCUAUGUGAUUGGGCAGCAAGACGAGCUCUUCAACUACCGCGUUUUCGGCGUCACCCUCCUGCACGGGGUCAGCACCUCACUCGCCAGCUUCUACAUCGCGUUCUGGGCCUUCGAGGACAGCGUCGGCAGCAAGGUUGUUGGCGAUUACGAGUCCUUCGCUGUCACGGUGGCCACAUCGGCGUUGCUGUCGGUCCUCAUGGAGAUCAUCCUGGACACCAAGUUCUGGACGGUGCUGUCCUUCCUGGUGGUCACAGCCAGCCUGCUGCUCUUCUGCCUCUUCUCCUUCCUGACCCAAAGCAUCGAUGCCUUCAGGAUAGCCCCUGCUGUCUUCCGCUUCCCAGACGCCAGCUGGAAUGCCCUGACUGACCCCUACGUCCUGCUCGUUGUCCUGCUGUCCCUGGUGGUGAACACCGUCCCCUCGCUCACCGUCCGCUUGUACUGCACCAUCACGGGCAAAAACACCAUCCAGCAAGUCCCCGUCUCCUUGCAGAAGAUCCGCCUGAAGGCCAAGCAGGAGCCGGAGCCCUCAGUGGAGCUGCGUGCCCAUGUCCCUCGCAGCUCCUUCCACCGCCGCUCCAGCUACGCCUUCUCCCACCAGGAGGGCUACGCCGGCCUCAUCACCCGCGGGGACAGCCUGCGCGCCGGGGGCACCCGCAGCGCCGCCCCGCGUCUCCUGCACCCAGAGACGGCCCCGGCUUUGUCCUCCCUCCCCAGCCCCUCGGCGUAG
This is a messenger RNA of Nipponia nippon (crested ibis), 3558 nucleotides long. The record is from RefSeq and is a predicted model, not a curated record. NCBI's taxonomy places the organism in Eukaryota, Metazoa, Chordata, Aves, Pelecaniformes, Threskiornithidae.